AUGAAUGUAGAAAACCUCCAAGACGCUUCCAUUCAGUAUGCGAAGCGACGUGCACAGUCUAUUCAACGCGCACAAACGACAUCAUUGAGCGUCUGUGCGACAGAGGUGCAAGGCCUCGAUCAUGUGCAACGGAAGAAACGUGAAGAGCUUCAAAUGCUAUCAGCGUCAAGAUCCACAAAUUUCAAUCAGCAUCCUUCGAGUGGAUCUUAUCGCAACGAGCGCUUGGAGUUAUUGGAGACUUUGCAACGAGGCCCAGGCACCUUUGAGCCCCGCAGUGAUGACCCGAACUUUGAACACUUUGAGCCAUAUUCAAACGUGAAGCUUAAAUCUAGAUACAUUUCCUUUGCCAAACUACAACAGUAUAUGGAUUGUCGCUAUGCUAUUUCCCCCAGCACCCUUUAUUCUCUCACGUCUCGCACUGGCUCCGCCUCCUCUGACUACCAAAAAUCGCAUAAUGAUACCCUAAUGGAUGGAAGUUACGAAGUGCCUUUGUUUGGCGAUUGGGUCCUUUUCGCCGUGAUUGGGGAGAAAAGUCCUAUGCGAUAUACUGCCCCGCCUGAAUUCAAAGGCCAUUACGACGAGGCAAAAGAGCGAGUUGCCAAAAAGUACUUUGGCUUUAAACUCUUUGACCUAGAUACCAAGUUUAUCAAAACGACGCAACAGCUUCCUGGGCAUUGCAGGAUGAACAUGCUCGUGUUUGAGUCCACAGAUCCGUCAACUAUGCCCCCAUCCUCUGAACGGCAGGCAGGAGGGGCGUUUGAAAAACUAUGGAAGGAGAGAGAUGGUGUGCUAGUCGCUUUUUUGAAUCCAAGCAUACUAAAAAAGCGCAAAGGCUCCAAUGAACUCACGAUAUCUCCUCGUUCCGCCGACUCGAUUUUGGUUAUUGGUCGGGCAGAGCAUUAUGCACAGUGCCAGGCGCAGAAAAAGGACGGAAAACGAUGCACUUCUUUUGUCCUAAAGGUGCCAGGUAACACGGUCUGUGACUACCACUUGGAAUCGAUGAUUGCCUCGCAGCAACGCUCUCGCAUGGAAUUUGCAACAUCCACAUCAUCCCUUAUUCCACCACCAAAAAAUGUCCCUCGCAACUUCACGGGGAAGCCAAGUAAGCGUGUUCACUAUCGGACAGAUCUGUCAGGCUUAGAUGUGUCCGGUACUUCCUUGGACACAACGAAGACACCAAAGAUCACCGAGCCAGCCGAUCCUGAUGAAUUGGAUAAAAAAUUUCUUUCUCAAAUUGGGCAGCAUAGUGCCGCAGCCAAAUCAUUGCAUAUUGCUCAAGCUACUCUGCGGGGUGAAAAUGCCUCACGAAAAGGAGUAGCACAAUCUUCUGCUCAUGUCCCUGGCACUGACAGCUCUACAUCUAGGCUAUUGGCGCGACAGACGAUGACUGCAUCCGAAUUGCCGAAGGCGCAGUUGCGCUCGUCGCGAUUUCGAUCCAACGUGCUAGACCGUGAUGGGCCCGGCGCUAGACAUGUUGAGAUUUUAAAGCACGCUGACAUUCAAACGCCAGCCGACGAUCAUGACUAUGAAGAUGACGAUGACGACCUCAUUAUUUUGGACAAACCCACAUCAUAG
This is a messenger RNA of Malassezia pachydermatis, 1575 nucleotides long. RefSeq names its product dna replication licensing factor mcm10. Gene Ontology annotation, cellular component: nucleus; replication fork protection complex. Lineage: Eukaryota; Fungi; Basidiomycota; Malasseziomycetes; Malasseziales; Malasseziaceae. Gene Ontology annotation, molecular function: single-stranded DNA binding; DNA replication origin binding. Gene Ontology annotation, biological process: DNA replication; DNA replication initiation. The transcript is spliced from 6 exons. The coding region runs from base 1 to 1575 and encodes 524 amino acids. The record is from RefSeq and is a predicted model, not a curated record.